Messenger RNA from Xiphophorus maculatus (southern platyfish), 1290 nucleotides. RefSeq names its product mediator complex subunit 10 (gene med10). Gene Ontology annotation, cellular component: mediator complex; chromatin. NCBI's taxonomy places the organism in Eukaryota, Metazoa, Chordata, Actinopteri, Cyprinodontiformes, Poeciliidae. Gene Ontology annotation, biological process: positive regulation of transcription by RNA polymerase II. Gene Ontology annotation, molecular function: transcription coregulator activity. Bases 311 to 715 code for a protein of 134 amino acids. The transcript has 4 exons. The record is from RefSeq and is a predicted model, not a curated record.
UUUUUUUUAAAGCAUAAUCAUUUCAAAUGUGUUAAAUCUUAACUGCACCCGUCUCAUUAAUAAAGGGCAGCCCUUCUCUCAGGCGGCGCGACACUUUGCGACACAGUACCACUUUACCACUUGUUUCCGAGGUAACACGAUUGCAUAGACAGCCGGCUCUCAACAGCGACUGGCUGGCUGCAGACCGUAAAGCGCAGCGGCGUUCUGCUUGUCCUAGCUUAGGUGGCUAAACAGUAAACACCCGAUAAUUUAGUGGCGGCGUUUCUGACACGUCGCUGUUAGAGCCGGUUUAUUUGUUAAGAGCAUCAAAAUGGCUGAAAAGUUCGACAACCUCGAGGAGCACCUGGAGAAAUUCAUCGAGAACAUUCGGCAGCUGGGAAUCAUCGUCAGCGACUUCCAGCCGAGCAGCCAGGCGGUCCUGAACCAGAAACUGAACUUCAUGAUAUCCGGACUACAAGACAUCGAUAAGUGCCAAAAGCAGCUUCAUGACAUCAACGUCCCUCUGGAGGUGUUCGAGUACAUCGACCAAGGCCGAAACCCACAGCUGUACACCAAGGAAUGUCUGGAGAGAGCCUUGGCAAGGAACGAGCAGGUCAAAGGGAAGAUAGACACCAUGACGAAAUUCAAGAGCCUCUUGAUUUCCGAGCUCAGCAAAGUUUUUCCUGAGGAAAUGGCCAAAUAUAAGGACAUACGUGAAGAAGAUGGGCCUUCCUAGUGUCUGCAGCUCACGACCCUCUCCCCGACCUUCACCCUGUGACCCCUCCUGUAUGGAAGGUCUGAAUGAAUAGCCCACAGGCUGUGUGUGAUGAACGCUUAUCAUUUCUGCUAAACGUUGCUGAAGGUCGUAGGUCGGAGCAGAACCUGACCCCGCCAGCCAUUACCUUCUUGUACAUUGAAACUUUAUUUAAAACCAUUCUUAUUGGAGAAACGUCACUUUUUUAACGCCUUGGCUGUGUUGUGAGAGUUUGAACUCAUUUUCUUAAGUUUUACAGAGAGAAAGGUUUCAGGGCUCAUUUCUAAGUAUUAGGGAAGAGACUCCAUCUGGUUCACAAACUGUAUAUUUAUACCUGUAUUUUUUUAGUUGUGCAAACUCAUGAGAUUUUGUGUCAAGCUCAGGAUACUAAAGGCCAUGGUGAUUGAAUGGAAAUGUUUUUUUGACAAUAACUUUGUGCCUCAGCGUACAAUUUUUGUCACGUGUUUAUAUUGUAAUGUUUAAUAAAUCCAUUUUUUUGUACGUUGAAACAGUAGCAUUUGUAAAGUGUAAGAGGAAAUAAAUUCUUUGAAGAUAAA